AUGAAGCCGUUCAAAACUUCCGCUUUACAGUUCACAGACAGCCGGAAACUUUUCGGUGGCUACCGAAUUACGCCAAAGUUCUGCAAUGCUACGAGGUCGCUGGCGAAACGUGAGCCGGAGCGCCGCGGGCCGACGAUCUGUAUGUUCAACCACGAGUGCUUUCAGCGGCAGGGUGAGGUGGUCGGGGCGUGCAUGGACGGGUUCCUGUUCGGGACCUGCUGUGAGCUGCCCCUGACACCGGAGUCACUCCCUCUCGGCAGCGAUCCGCUGAUGGAGCAGCUGAACGCGACCGAGCAGCAGUCGAACGGUGGCCAAUCGUCGUCCCUUAGCUCGGCCAUCGCCAGUCAGUACGAGAAGUUCGGCAGCCAAAUGGGUGGAUACGGUGGUGAGUCGCAGGCUCCGGCGCAGGACGAGACCAUCGACACCAGUGGCGGGUACACGGUGAGCAGCGAGAAGAUUGGGCCACUGUUUACGAAGAUCCAGAACAACAACUACAUCGGGAACGACGAUCUGGAUGAGGACAUCGUGAUGAACAGUAUCAGUGCCGCCGCCAGCAAGUACGAUGUGGCCAGUGGGGCCGUUUCCGUGUACUCUCCGUCGACGAACAAGAUUAAAACCGACGAGCAGCCGCUGGUUCCGCCAUCGUCGGCCGGAUACCCUUCGACGACCGAGUCGGACGGAGAGAACCACUUCGCCGGGAGCCAGGUGGACGUGGAUGGUGUGUACAGCUCGGAGAUUCCUUCGCUACUGAGCGUCUACGGAGAGCACGGGGAUUCGGGUGAGGCAAGCGAGACGAGUGGAGCUUCCCAGCAAUCCACGGAGCACACCGCCGGAGAUAUUACGGCCACCGGGGUACAGCAGAUUGCCAAUCAGAUCCUGCAGGAGAACGGCCAAUUCUUCGACCACAGUGACAUCACGCAUCCGGCCGCCGAAACGGAUCUCCUGAACGAGCACGGCUCGGUGGACCAAAGUUACGCCAAUCCAGCGGACUUCUCCGGCAUACCACAGCUAGCACCGGCUCCAGUCCCCGACACACCACCACCACCGCCGUCGACGGUGAAACCGGCGAAGGUAACGUACCCGAAGCCACACUUCAAACCGCGACCGAAACCAACGCCAGCCGCCACCAGCAGUGGUGAGCAGGGUAACGACCAGUACGUCCUGGUCCAGACCAUCUCGAACGACACGAAAAACAACGAUACGGCCCCGGUCAAGCCGACCGUCUCGAUGAACAGCAUUCCGUCGAUCGAGUCCAUCAUCCUGAUGCUGAACGAUUCGGCCGUAGGUCCCCAGUACGAUACCGACGGGUCCACGGUGGCGGCGUCCUCCAGUUCCGACACCACUUCGCCAGCCCCCGGGACCUACGGGACCGCUUCGAUCGACUACGACCGGUACGGUCCGACCAGCUUCUACAUUACGAAGCCCCAGAAAACGGACACCACGAGCAACGUGCCGUCGACCAGCUACGUCUACAGUCCGAAGCCGACCAAACGGCCCACUCUGGAACCGGUCGUAGUCCAGGCCACCCUGCUGACCAACGGGUACGGUGCAGGCCAGGCCGAUCCGAUUCCUUCCUCGACACCCCGACCGAAGCCCACGAAGAUCAUCGUCUCGACGAGCACUUCGACCACCGCGACCAAGCGCCCGGUUCUGAUCACUUCCGACACCCUGGCCAGCAACUACUACGGCGGAGCGACCAGACCCGCCUCCACGAUCGCCGUCUCCUCGGUGCAGCCGACGAAGAAGGUCACGACGACUGUCGCUACGAAGCGCCCCGUUCCGACCACAAUCCAGCUACCGGAAUACAUCGUCCAGUCAUCGACGCUGUCCCACCAGAAUCCUUCGACGUUGGCCAACGUUAACUACAUCCAGAUUGCCAGCGCAUCGGACAGCCCAUCGCCGACCGUGCACAUCACACCGAAACCGGUGGUCGGUCUGGUGACGUCAUCGACGUGGAACAACAAGCACACCCAGCCGCCUGGGGCCGCCAGUAGCUCGCGACCCGGUUUCUACGAAAACACGCCACCCGUGUACCUAUCCUCGAUGGCCGAUUUCGAGGACGAGGGAUACUUCGGAUCGACGAGCCGCCCGGUGGCCCACGACCAAACCGGAUCAGUGACGUCCGCGACCGCAAUCUAUACCAUCGUCGAUGGUGGCAACAAGAUCAGCAACUUUGCGUCCUCUUCGACCUACCCACCGGCGUACGGACCGACGCCAUCGUACGGAUCCGGCUCCUACCCAGCUCGCAUCCCACCGGUUCCGAGUCAGCCCAGUCUGCAGACGUACGGCCAGGCGGCCCCGAUCGAAGUGUCCACAUUGAAAACCGAACUCUACACUACGCCCGAUGACAGCAACAACUUCCCGCCGGUCCGCAACCCAAACCUCAACAUCACCGAAGCGACCGGCAGCAUGUCGAACAUUACGAAGAUCGAGAACGGGUCACCGGCCAACGAGGAGGACAAGGUGAACCUGCUGGUCAACAAGCUGGUCGCGACGUUCAACGGUAACCUGGCCGAGCUGGAGCAGAUCCUGAAGGAUCGCAACAAUCUGACGUCCUUGGCUGACGGGACCGCGGCCGACACCAGCCCGAGCAGCUCCACCACGGUCAAACCGACGAAAAAGAAGAAGAAGCGCCCAAGCGGUAACCGGAAGCCGGUGAAUGGGACUACCGGGACGUCGACGAAGAAGCCGACGACGGCCAAGCCGACCGCUCUGGCCGAUACACCGGUCGCAGGAGGCACCACCGUAAAGCCGACUUCGGCGCGCCCUUCGAAGAAACCCACGAAAGUGCGCCGUCCAAGUAACUCCACCAAGCCGACGUCGAAACCGGGCGCCAACCAGGGAGUGACGCUGGUCAACAACAAACCCCCACCAUCGGCCGAUACUCCUUCGAAGCCGAAACCGUCGAACAAACCGAAACCAGGAUCCUCGUCGUCACGCCCGAAGCCAUCGUCGAAACCGCCGACGCCAUCCACCACGAAGAAGCCGGUCCGGGUGUCGACAACGAAGAAACCGACCCGGAAGCCGAGCACCGCGAGGCCCACGCUGGCCGACGCCGACCUGACGACCACGGUCACCACACGCCGCCCGACCAAAGUGACGAAGCGGCCGACGCGACGACCGACGACGACGACCAGUACGACCGCCGCCCCGGAAGACGAGACGAUCAACGAGGAGGAGAACGCAGUGGACGGCGAGGACGAGGAGGGCGACGCCGAGGGCGAGGAGGACGAGGACGUGGGCGAGGAGACGAACGAGGGCGAGGCCGAGCAGCCGGCGGGAUCGAGACGCAUCCUUUGUGGGCAGCGGCCACUGAUGAAGAGCGCACGGGUGGUGGGCGGCAAGGCGUCCAAGUUUGGCGAGUGGCCCUGGCAGGUGCUGGUCCGGGAGUCGACCUGGCUCGGGCUCUUCACCAAGAACAAGUGCGGCGGGGUGCUGAUCACCAACGAGUACGUCAUCACGGCCGCCCACUGUCAGCCGGGCUUCCUGGCCUCGCUGGUGGCCGUGUUCGGUGAGUUCGACAUCUCGAGCGACCUGGAAACGAAGCGGUCCGUGACGAAGAACGUGAAACGUGUCAUCGUGCACCGGCAGUACGAUGCGGCGACGUUCGAGAACGAUCUAGCCAUCCUGGAGCUGGAGAAUCCCAUCCACUACGAUGUCCACAUAGUGCCAAUCUGUAUGCCGGGCGACGAAGCCGACUUCACCGGGCGCAUGGCGACAGUGACGGGUUGGGGCCGGCUGACCUACGGCGGCGGCGUACCGUCCGUCCUGCAGGAAGUUCAGGUGCCGGUCAUCGAAAACAGCGUCUGCCAGGAGAUGUUCCACAUGGCGGGCCACAACAAGAAGAUCCUACCAUCGUUCGUCUGUGCCGGGUACGCCAACGGCAAACGUGACUCCUGCGAGGGUGACAGCGGUGGCCCGCUCGUCCUGCAGCGUCCCGACGGCCGGUACGAGCUGGUCGGAACCGUUUCCCAUGGCAUCCGGUGUGCUGCCCCGUAUCUGCCCGGAGUCUACAUGCGCACGACCUUCUACAAACCCUGGCUCCGGAGUGUCACCGGUGUCAAGUAG
This is a messenger RNA of Anopheles bellator, 4068 nucleotides long. It is a transcript of the gene flz, whose product is annotated as serine protease filzig. NCBI's taxonomy places the organism in Eukaryota, Metazoa, Arthropoda, Insecta, Diptera, Culicidae. The record is from RefSeq and is a predicted model, not a curated record. Bases 1 to 4068 code for a protein of 1355 amino acids. Gene Ontology annotation, molecular function: serine-type endopeptidase activity. Gene Ontology annotation, biological process: proteolysis. The transcript has 8 exons.